This is a messenger RNA of Bacillus rossius redtenbacheri, 624 nucleotides long. RefSeq lists its product as uncharacterized. The transcript is spliced from 3 exons. Lineage: Eukaryota; Metazoa; Arthropoda; Insecta; Phasmatodea; Bacillidae. The record is from RefSeq and is a predicted model, not a curated record. Bases 122 to 514 code for a protein of 130 amino acids.
UGGCUGCUUGGCACUCGGACGGAGCGAGGGACCACGCGGAUCGCGUGCCGACGGUUGGCACCUGGAAUAUCGCAACGAAAACAAAUCAAGAAGGAGUACGUGUUGGCCACGCCCGGUGCCAAUGCCGAGGCAAGGUCAUUGUUGCAAUCGCUGUUUUCGAUUGCAACCCACUCGUAGCUGGUCUUUGUCGUGUCGGUAUAAAUACCGCGCGGGGGGAUACGUCCAAGUGUCAGAUCCUUCAGACGAGUCACUCAGUCAGUUUUGCACGUCGCCGAACCCCAACCAACCAGCAGACAUGAAGUUCUUGAUGGUGCUGCUGUUCGCCCUGGUGGCCGUGUGCUCGUGCUACCCCGCCGAGCCGGCGCCUGAAGCCCCCGCGGAGAGCCUGAAGGGCUCUGAGGCCGUGUACCUGGCCGCCCCCUACUCCGCCUACUCCGGCUACUCCGGCUACGGCCUGGGAGUGCCCGCCGUCUACCCCUACGGCGCCUACGGCACCUACGUCUACCGCCGCUGAUAACCUAACCUCAAUCCAACUCUCACAUUCCCUCUCUGUCGGCCUCUGCAUUUGAUUCUCGCAUACAACUGUGUGGUUUAAAGUUGCUAAAUAAAUUACUGUACUUUCAA